AUGUCCUCCCGAUUUGGUUCUGAACCACCUGCCAGAGAAUCUGAUUCCCCUCAGGAACAACGGUCUCUGUCUGAUACCAUAUCUUCCAAACCCGUCACUGAACCACCACGUCUUGCCCAGCUUGAUGUCUCUUCUUCUAUCCUUCCGUUAUCACAUCAAUGCAAUCGAGUUGUAGAAUUCGAACAAUCAGAAGCCGAGAAAUUCCUCCAGAGUCAAGCCUUAGUGAAUGUGGACAAGGAUGGGGGACAGAUGGGUCCAAGUAUGGCAGCUGUGGGGCAAAGCGGAGUGAAUGAUGUGGAUGAAGAUAGUCAAAGCGAGGGGGGGGAGAGCCAACCGAGCGUGGACGAGGAUGGGGAGCAGAGGGAUUCAAGUAGGGUCGCUGUGUGGCAAAGCGGAGCGAAUCAUAUGGAUGAAGACAGUCAAAGUGAGGGAGAGGAGAGCCAAAUCCGAGGAGAAGAGAGUGAUGGCGAGGUGGGAGGGAGCCAAAGUGAGGUGGGAGGGGGCCAAAGUGAGGGGGAAGACGAGAUUGAUCAACUCCAUGCCGACAGUGACGGCCAAAGUGAGGGGGAAGACGAGAUUAAUCAACUCCAUGCCGACAAUGACUACGAGGCUCUGACCAGCGCGGGCCAGUUGCAACUCGUACGGAUCGAGGACGGCGACUUUCAGCCUUCAAGGUCCUCAAAUAACCCAAGAACACCCCCCCGCAAUAGUGAGCGGGGUCUUAUUCCAUCCCCAAUGGAGGUUGACGCACCUGACCACCGCUCCGGGUCUUGCGACAAUGUACCAGCUCAGCUCGCUAAAGAUGGGUUGAACCGCACCGACACCGCUCCCAGAAGUAGCGCUGAUGAUCAAUCCAAUUCCGCUCCAAACAUUGGAGAAUUACCAACACGGAAGGAGCUCAACAUCUUUCUCAGUGUUAUCCAACAACAGGUCUUACAUUGCGCUGAAGAUAAGAAAUUGGGCACGAAGUAUAUGAGCACAACACUUUUGAAGCGCGAUUUCGCCGCCCUUUCGACGUGGAUUCCAAGGCUCCUUGAGCUGAAGGGAAGACCUGAGUCAGAAAGAACAGACGAUGACAGGGAGGGAAAAUCAGACGAAACACCUCGCACAUACAAUGCACCUCGCACAUACAAUGUUCGUCAUCAUGACGAGUCUCACCUGAGACUCAAGCAAAACGUGCGACAUUUGGCGGGCUCCAUUCUUGGGCGGCCGCAGCAACCUUUGAAAGUCCCUUCAGAAAGCAGGCUCAAACUCUUCCAAUCAUCGAAAAAGAUGGCGAAUGGCCCUAGUCUCGAGGAUCUUGAACUGGAUUUAGUCGGCAACUCGCUGAAAUCCGAGUGGAACAAACGCGUUGCGUAUCUUUUUGCAAAGCGAUACCAAGAGACACCAGACUUCCUUUCCCAGGAACAUAAUGACAAGGCGGUGGAGAAGGCUUUUUUUGCCCAUCUUCCAACUCUAAAAGCGCAAUAUAUCGCUCAGCAACGUGGUCAAGAGGGCACGGAUAGCGAAUACGAAGAAGCCAAAGCUGUUACUCAAUCCACCAAGGCAGCAGAAAACCGUCGACGAGGGCUGCGCCACCGUCGCUGCUCUACCGCAAACUACUACGGAAAUGAUGCAUCGAUGCAACGAUUUAGACCCCUUUUGAACUCUAUGCCCUACGAGGCUAUGAGUGGGGACGAAGAAUGCAGAAAAGCAAAAGAUGACGCUAUCCGAUUCGAGAUUACCAAUCUCAGAUGGAGGAAUCCUGCGCCUGAAGUUCGAGCCUGGUUCAAAACCCUGGACGCUCUCCACAUGUCCACGAGAUUCGCUUCCAACGACCGACCAUUAGCCGGUCGAUUCCCUCAUCGUCGCAUCCCAUCCAAGCGAAUGGAGCCUGUUGAUACUCCGGUCCCCAAACUACCUCGGAACUUCUACGACCCUACUUGGCUCGAGACACUUGAUGACAUCGAGCGCGACAUCCUCCAGAUUCAACCAGCGAUUGACCUGAGGUUUUCUCCUCAAAUUUCGUUCUACACAACGGUCACUAAUAUCCACUUAAAUGGAGGCCCAUCGGACAUAAUCACAUCUAAGGGAAGCCUUACGCUUCCCGAGGUUGCGAUGCGUGACCGUGGACGCCGCUACGUGCCUCCUCAUGAUCAGAGUCGCAGCUGCAAGGUUCGCCCAAACGUUAUUAUCAAGAACCACAUCGAAGGUUCCGACCCUCUCAAGCGCUACUUCGACGGGACAAAGAUCUCGAUAACGGAGACUGGCUACACAGGCUGA
Molecule: messenger RNA, 2262 nt
Organism: Laccaria bicolor S238N-H82
Lineage: Eukaryota; Fungi; Basidiomycota; Agaricomycetes; Agaricales; Hydnangiaceae
Exons: 7
Coding region: 1-2262 (753 amino acids)
Source: RefSeq, a predicted model, not a curated record